Messenger RNA from Papaver somniferum (opium poppy), 2677 nucleotides. RefSeq names its product serine/threonine-protein kinase WNK8-like. Gene Ontology annotation, molecular function: ATP binding; protein serine/threonine kinase activity. Bases 615 to 2501 code for a protein of 628 amino acids. Lineage: Eukaryota; Viridiplantae; Streptophyta; Magnoliopsida; Ranunculales; Papaveraceae. Gene Ontology annotation, cellular component: cytoplasm. Gene Ontology annotation, biological process: intracellular signal transduction; protein phosphorylation. The record is from RefSeq and is a predicted model, not a curated record. The transcript is spliced from 7 exons.
AAAAAAAGUUUUUUUCUCAAAUCAGCCGUACAACUGCUUUUGCAUCCCUAUUUUCUCUCUGAUAGAACAACAGUCCAAUCUCAUUUCUUAAUCAACUAGGGUUUUCUUUUCUUAAUCAACUAGGGUUUUCUUCUCUCUCUUUUCCCCUUUUCAUUGUUUUUUCUAAAGGUUUAUCCUUUUGUUUUUCUUUCCGAGUCAUUUGAUUUUUUUCUUUAUUUUUUUGAUGGUUUUGUGUGAUUACUUACUGGUGUUCUCAUGUAAUGGAUUUUGACUUUUCGGGUUUCCAAACCUAUUUUUAAAUCCCUCUAUGAAUUUUGGGAAAAAAGAAUGGGUUUUGAGAUGGUAAUAGGUAUUGUUCAAAAAUAAUUGAAUUGAAUUGAAUUAUUAGAUGAUAUGGAAGUUAGGGUAAUGGGUGUAGGAUUCUUAGAAAUAUUUGUCAUCAAAAGCCGGUUUCGUCUGCGAUCGGCAUUCGAUUCAUAUUCUGUCGCAUCCGAGGCAUUUUCUGAGCAGCGUCGUUUGAUUCCAAUUGAGGUUGAACGACGUUUUUGAUAAGUGUUUUUGGAAAAUUUUAAUCAAUAUUUUUUUCCUGAGAGCUUUUUGAAUUACUAACUACAAUGACUUCUGCGAAUGAAUUUUUAGUUCCAGAUAGUUUGUUGUCUUGGAAAACAGAUCAUGUUGAAGCUAAACCUGUUGAAAAGGAUCCAACCAAUCGAUAUGUUCGGUUUGAUGAAAUAUUGGGCAGAGGAGCAUCCAAGACUGUAUAUAAGGCAUUUGACGAAGUUGAUGGAUUAGAAGUAGCUUGGAACCAAGUGAGAGUUGAUGAUAUGUUGAAAUCACCAGAUGAAUUACGAAGAUUAUACUCUGAAGUACAUCUUUUGAAGACUUUGAAACAUGAAAAUAUUGUUAAGUUCUAUAACUCAUGGGUAGAUCAUAAGAAAAAAAAUAUCAACAUAAUUACUGAGUUGUUUACUUCUGGAAAUUUGAGGCAAUAUCGACAGAAGCACAAAAAUGUUGAUAUGAAGGCUAUUAAGAAUUGGGCAAGAAAAAUUCUCCAGGGUCUGAAUUAUCUCCAUACACAUGACCCUCCAAUUAUUCAUAGAGACUUGAAAUGCGAUAACAUUUUUGUUAACGGAAACCAUGGGGAAGUUAAAAUUGGGGAUCUCGGGUUGGCGACUAUUAUGCUAAAGCCCACUGCUCAAAGCAUCCUUGGUACUCCUGAGUUUAUGGCACCGGAGUUUUAUGAUGAGGAAUAUAAUGAAUUAGUCGACAUAUAUUCAUUUGGUAUGUGUAUCUUAGAGAUGGUUACUGUCGAGUAUCCAUACAAUGAGUGUACUACUACAGCCCAAAUCUUCAAAAAGGUUACCAAGGGAAUUAAGCCAGCAUCCCUUGGAAAAGUGAAUGAUCCACAGGUUAAAGAGUUCAUACUGAAGUGUCUCGCUCCAGCUUCCAUUAGAUUACCUGCAAAGGAGUUGUUAAAAGAUCCGUUCCUCCAAGUUCAUAAUCUUAAGGAGCACACUCGUGAUCCUGUACAAUUACCUAAUCCCCCUCCUAAACCAACCAAUUUUCACAGGUCAGGAUUAUUUUCCAUGGAAAUAGACUCUGAUUACAAGCAAAUUCCAAUUAGCGCGAAAAAUAGCAAUGAGAAUUUUCAGCUUCCAGGUUUGGAAUUUAAAAGGACAAAUAAAGAAAAUGAGUUUAGAUUAAAAGGGGAGAAAAAUGAUGCUGAUAAUUCGAUCGAAUUUACUUUGCGCAUUGCCGACCCAUUGGGUAGAGCGCGAACCAUUGGUUUUGUCUUUUUCCUCGAUAGUGAUACAGUGCGCUCCAUUGCUAGUGAGAUGGUAGAAAACCUCAAGUUAUCAUAUCAAGAUGUGGCAUUUAUUGCUGAGUUUAUUGAUUUCUUGAUAAUGAAGCUUGUACCUAGUUGGAAACCAUCAAUUAGCUAUUCUUCAUGUGGAAUCCCGUACGAAAAUUCUUCUCUAUUCCGAAGUGAUCAAAUGUCGUCAGUUGUUGAUAGUUUAUAUCAAUUGGGCAUGGGAAGCCGUGAAGAAACUAGCGCCCAAGCUGACGUAGGUACCUCUAACGGAAAAGUUGAUGUUAUUACGUCUCAUGUUCAAGUUGAUUCUCAUUCUGGUUUGGUUCAUGGAGAAGAACGUGACUCUCAAUCAUCUCUUCUUUCAGAGAUAUCAGCUGAAUAUUUGAUUCCAAAUGGCUUGCACAACAAUGACAACAGAGCUACGGGUUGUUGUGAUGCUGGUGGUGUUGGUUGUUAUUUUUCAGAUGGAUGUGUCACCGAGAUGGAUGUUGCGGUUAAUGAUUCACGAGGACUUCCAAAUGUUUCGAAUUGUUCAAACAUGGAUGGAGAUAUCGAACUUAAAUCAGAGCUAAAAGCAAUCGAAUCACAGUAUCAGCAGUGGUUUCAAGAACUCGCUCAUUUGAAGGAAAAGACACUAGAGGAUGCAAAACAAAAGUGGCUCACAAAAAAGAAUCUAUUGAAUCUUUGAUUGUUGGAUUUGAUGAAUAAGAGGUUUCCUUGUUAUUGAAGAGUUCUUCUCUGAAUUUUCGGUCUUUUCUUUUCUUUCCUUUUACCAUGUACAGGUUACUGUUUAUUUGAUUGUCCCUUACCUUGGAAUGUUUUGUAUUUGGAAUGUUUUGAAAGAUGAUUGUCUGGUUCUCGGGA